Molecule: messenger RNA, 1257 nt
Organism: Dicentrarchus labrax (European seabass)
Lineage: Eukaryota; Metazoa; Chordata; Actinopteri; Moronidae
Gene: tp53rk
Product: TP53 regulating kinase
Exons: 2
Coding region: 31-738 (235 amino acids)
Biological process (GO): protein phosphorylation
Cellular component (GO): cytosol; EKC/KEOPS complex; nucleus
Molecular function (GO): protein serine/threonine kinase activity; ATP binding
Source: RefSeq, a predicted model, not a curated record
AGCGGACAGUAGAGGAAAGCGGAAGUAAACAUGGCUCAGGAGAAGAGCAUGGCGGUGCCGGAGUUUCUCAGUAAAGCGGAGUUGUUAAAACAAGGAGCAGAAGCCCGGGUGUACCGGGCACAGUUUCUGGGGAAGCCGACCAUUGUGAAAGAAAGGUUCCCGAAACGCUACAGACACCCGGCGCUGGAUGAAAAACUGACACAGCGGAGGACGGUGCAGGAGGUCCGCUCCAUACUGCGCUGCCGGAGAGCAGGCAUACCUGCCCCCGUGGUGUAUUUUGUGGACUACAGUUCUCACUGUAUAUUCUUGGAGGAAAUCAUGGGUUCCUCGACCAUGCGUGACCACAUCGCAUCCACUCAGCAGCAGUCUGAUUCCUGUAAGGAGCUGGAGGAGCUGGCUGGGAAGGUGGGCCAGAUCCUUGCCAAAAUGCACGAUGAGGACGUAAUCCACGGAGACCUGACCACCUCCAACAUGCUGCUGAGAUGCGGCGUGGAAGACGGGGAGCCCGACCUGGUCCUCAUUGACUUCGGCCUGAGUUACAUCUCUGCUCUGCCCGAGGACAAGGGGGUCGACUUGUACGUGCUGGAGAAAGCCUUUCUCAGCACCCACCCCAACACAGAGGCGCUGUUUGAGAAGCUGCUGAAGAGCUAUGCAGCUUCGUCCAAGAAGUCGUCAGCAGUUAUUAAAAAGCUUGACGAGGUUCGGUUGAGAGGGAGGAAGAGGUCGAUGGUGGGGUGAUGAUGCUUGCUGUGUACAGGGACAAAAACACGUUAGAAUUACAAAGACUGUUGUAUGUAAAGUAAAAAGAUCAAAUAAAAAAUGUUUUGUUAUGAAAUAGGAAGUUUUCUUCUUAUGUAAGGCUAAUAUGAUGAAGAAAAUGGACUUUGUAAUGACGCUAGCACAUUUUGGAACAGUUUGAGUGUUGACAUCUAUUAAAUAUCAGCGUCAGACUAUAUGCUCAUUAGGACACGCAUCAGCUUCCUCACAUAUAUUAUUGCAGAUAUAGUGGUAGCAUAUAUUAAGAAUCUACAGAGAUAUGAGUCCCUGUUGCCCCACCUUACCUUUUUUUUUGCCUGUCUUUGGUACUUUUCAGGUUAAAAGAUGUCUUGACAGCUAGGAUAAAACUAGGCAGAAAAGUUUAAAUGUCUGUUAAAGGUCCAGUGUAACAUUUAGGAGGAUCUGUUGUCAGAAAUGAAAUAUAAUAUGCCUAGUGUUUUUAACACUUAUUUUAAUAAAGCAAUUAGCAAUACCAUUUUA